UCAUCUCUCCCUCGCAUCCUCCAAAUCCCAACAACCAAUUCCACAAACCAGUAGCUUCACUGACCUCACUCCCCAAGAGAAUCCACUCAUCUUUUACUUAACCAACAAGAGAUGCCAUUCCUUGCCCUAUACAAGGAAUCUUCACACUAACCCUCAUUUAUUGCACACUAUAGAGGAGUGUCCUCAUUCACCAGUAAGGGCCAUUGGUUCUUCCCUAUAUAAAUGCAGCACUAGCCAUUGCAGAUCCCCACCACCCAACACCCAUCUCCCUCUCUAUACUUCAAUUAUUUAUUCUAUCAAUCCCCUCUCCCCAAUUCUUAUCUAUACCAAUUCCUCUUGUUUCUCCUCUCAAGGGGUCCAAAUGGGGAGGCUUGUUUUGCUCUUGUUGUGCUUUGCUCUCAUUGGUUUUGAAGUCGGUCUCGGCUUCCGGAUCGACGAAAAUGAUUUGACAAGCGACGAGAGCGUUUGGGGAUUGUAUGACAGGUGGAGGAGCCACCACAAUGUGUCACGAGGUUACUAUGAGAAGCACAAGAGGUUCAAUGUUUUCAAGCAAAAUGCGAAGUUUGUGCACUCUUUCAAUAAGAAGGGUGGCGCCUCUUACAAGCUUCAGCUCAACCGGUUCGGCGACAUGACCAACGAGGAGUUCAGGCGGUUCUAUGCCGGGUCGAGAGUCAAUAGGCUCAGGGCAGCGCCGGAGGCUCCACAUGGCGAUGACAGCUUCAUGUACGCGGAAGCCGACAACCUCCCGCCGUCCAUCGACUGGAGGGCCCGUGGAGCUGUUACUGGAGUAAAGGACCAGGGGCACUGUGGGAGCUGCUGGGCGUUUUCGACUGUCGUCGCCGUGGAGGGCAUUAAUCAGAUAAAAACCAACAAGUUGGUGUCCCUGUCCGAGCAGGAACUGAUCGACUGCGAUAACAAGGCCAACCAAGGUUGCAAUGGAGGGCUCAUGGAGUAUGCUUUUGAGUUCAUCAAGCAAAAUGGGGGGAUCACGACAGAGGAGAACUACCCAUACAAGGCUCAGAAUGGCAAAUGUGAUGCACUCAAGAUGAAUAUGCAUGAUGUGACCAUUGAUGGACAUCAAAAUGUGCCCACGAACAACGAGGCAGCACUGAUGCAGGCCGCCGCUCAUCAACCUAUCUCUGUCGCAAUCGACGCCAGCGGCUCUGCCUUCCAAUUCUACUCUGAGGGGGUGUUCACAGGAGAUUGUGGAACUGAGUUGGAUCAUGGGGUUGCAGUUGUGGGCUAUGGGGCAACCGAUCUCGGAGACAAGUACUGGAUUGUGAAGAACUCAUGGGGAGUUGGGUGGGGGGAGCAAGGAUACAUAAAAAUGGCUCGUGGGAUCUCGGACAAGCGCGGCCUUUGCGGCAUAGCCAUGCAAGCCUCUUAUCCUGUCAAGAACUCCACAUCUGUGGCCGCUAAUAAUCAAGUUCCCAGGUCUUAAUAUUGACCACGAAGAAGCAUUAAAGCUGGUUUCAUCAAAUGUUGUUUUAUACAUAAUGAAGCAUAGACAUGCAAGCGAUCAUGUCCAAACAUAGUGUGCUUCUUAGUUAAGGGUGGUAUACUAGUACUCAAGAUUGUGUGCUUUUAAGGCUCCUACCAAGUUGCGUUCUCAUUGUUGUAUUACUUCCAUUUCUUCGUGGUUAACAUGUCUUAUGUAUCACUUAUUGUGCUUUUAUAAUUUUAUGAUUUAAGUAUAUGGAAAAUAAAUUCAUCCAUGU
Nymphaea colorata (pocket water lily) is the source of this 1718-nucleotide messenger RNA. Its product is annotated as vignain-like. The coding region runs from base 362 to 1441 and encodes 359 amino acids. Gene Ontology annotation, cellular component: lysosome. Lineage: Eukaryota; Viridiplantae; Streptophyta; Magnoliopsida; Nymphaeales; Nymphaeaceae. The transcript has 4 exons. The record is from RefSeq and is a predicted model, not a curated record. Gene Ontology annotation, molecular function: cysteine-type endopeptidase activity.